This is a messenger RNA of Alternaria ventricosa, 2730 nucleotides long. RefSeq lists its product as uncharacterized. The record is from RefSeq and is a predicted model, not a curated record. Lineage: Eukaryota; Fungi; Ascomycota; Dothideomycetes; Pleosporales; Pleosporaceae. The coding region runs from base 1 to 2730 and encodes 909 amino acids. The transcript has a single exon.
AUGGCUGCCGCAGCACACACAAUACCAGGUUUUGAAUUUUCAACUGCCGACGACGACAACAUGGAUCUGCAUUCCGACGAUGGCGGCAUCGACUUCGACGAUGGUGACAUCGAUUUAGAUCUCGACCCUCCGCCUCCCCAGCCCCAGGACGAAGAGAUGUCCAUGAACGAUGCAGCCUCGGUCAACGACGUGGAUGCUCAGACCGUCCCUGGCGAGCAGGACGAUUUCAUGGUCGACCAAGAGGAUGUGAUACAGGAGGAUUAUAGCUUCCAGGAAGAUCAAGGCGUUACACUCGUUGACCAGCCUUCCGCACAGCCUGACCAGUCCGUACAGCCCACACAGUCACCACAGCCUGCCGCAGUCAACCUUCCCCCGAUCCAGACGAAUACCUCACAUCAAGAUGACGACUUAAUCGACUAUUCCGAGGAGGAGGGCGAUGACUACCACAAUCCCGAGCUACGUUCACCGUGGCUGCGAACCGAAAGCUACGCAAGCUAUUACUCGGACGCGCAGGCGGUACAUGACGAACUGCCUAAGGAGAUGACUGAACAGCAAGAUGAGAUACCCGCUGAUUUGCAAGCUCUAUUUCCCAUGCCUGCAGAUAACAAGUCGCCCAGCCCGCACCGAGAGCCUCAGACCGUAGCUGAUCACAGCCCGACGCGCGCAGCGGCGCAUGAAGCCGCACCCUCACCCCGCCCGCAAUCUAUCGACGACAACGAAGAGGACAGUCAGAAUGAUGAGGGUGACGGCGGUGUCAUGUUGCCAGCCCAGGAAGAGCAUGCAGAUGGUGAAACUCAAGAUCAAGACUCGACACACCACGGCUAUGAACAAGAAGCUACUGCUGAUGACAGCGAGCAUCAUGACAGUGACUUAUCUGAAUUUCCAUCUGUCACCGUGAACCUCCAUGGCGAAGAGUAUUGGCUUUUCAAACAGCAUGACUACGACAACAGUGGAGACUGGCUCAUUCAGGACAUCUCGCUUGCGAAGGCUAGUUUGUCGGACCUCUUUCAAGCAUGCCGUAUGUCCCUGUGUGAGGAUGUGUCAAACGAGACAGAGUUCGGCUUCAAAUUUGAGCACUUGCAGAAUCUGGAAAUCUUCGAAGACAACUCGGCAUGUGUAGCUGUUUCGCUUGAGCGUCUUGUGGGAUACUACCGUUCGCUCCAUGCACAAGAUGGCAACAACAACCCAGACUCCUUUUAUAUCUCCUUGAUGUUUCGACCGCGCUUCGCUACUCUGCUCUCAGACAUCGCGAAAUAUGCCGACCAAGGAAGCGGCUAUUCUGCUUUUGAGGCUGCCGUUAUCGCUGGUGAGACACAUUUCGCUGGCAUGAUUGGUGGGGCUUCAAGUGAUGAGCCCACUGAGUGGGACACCCAAGAGCAGGAUCAAGCGUACGGUGAGCAGCGCGAAGAAGCAGGCGAUCAUGUUGAGGAGCCGGAGUCUGCGAAUGCUGAAGCACAGGCACCAGAACAUGAUGGCAAGGGUGAUCACGACGAAGGAGAAGAUGAGCGAGAGGCCCAUGACGACGAGCAUAACCAUGACGAAGCAGAAGAUGAGCAAAAGGCCUAUGACGACGAGGGAGUGGAUGUGCACGAGGUGGAGCACACAUCGGCCGAUCACGCUUCUUCCAAUGAGCUCGAUCAAAACGAAGAACCCACUCAGCAGAAUGCUCAAGAGGGUGAUGGUGUGGAGGAUCCAGAGCGCGAAGAAGUUGAGGUUGCGCAUUUGCCAGAAGAGGAGCAAGCACCGGCUCCUGAAGAAAGCCACAGUAUGCAGGCUGCUAAUUCUAGUGACGUAUCCACAAACCCUCAGGAAGUUGUGGAGCAACCUCAGCAAGAGAGUCCCAAACCGAGCGAGAAGACCGACGCCGAGUCGGAGGCCCUUCGCUUGCAGGAGCAAGAUGACUUGAUUGACUACAGUGACGAAGAAGACGAACCGGUCGUGGAUGUCAAGGGAGCUGAAGAUGCUUCCGCUAAUGAGCCGUCACCCUCGUCCGCGACGCUCCAAGGCGAUGAAUCUGUCAACGUAGAUGGACAUGGCUCCACCGUAGGCUCAUCCAGCCACAAUGAGAAUGCCGCCGAGAACGCUGAGGAAGACCGUCAUGGCGAAGCAGUACAUGAACAGACUGAAGGCAACGACGACAAUGAGCAGUCGUACCAGGACUUUGUGCAAGCCUUCGACGAAGAAGAUCCCUUCCAGGACUUUCAAGCGGAUGGAACAGAUGAUUAUGGUGCAGACGCAUACGACGGCGACACUAACCAAGACUUCGCCACCCAAGAGUACCAGGACCUGGACGAACAGCCAGAUCUGGACUUUAUGAAUGGAGACGAGUUCAACGUUGCUGGCGCCGAUGUGACGGAUGGCAACGAUGUGAACGGUACGGACGACUUCCUGGAUCUGGAAAAUAAUCCUGAGUGGGACGCCGAGCCGGAUCUUGCUCAAGAAGGUUCAGAGAAGCCGGCCAUUGCAGAUGAUCACACCGACGCCCAAGACGGAGAGGACGGUGUGGCUGGACAGACUGCGAACGCAACGUCUUCGGCUGCAGAUCCUACAACGGCCUCGUCCAACGAUGCGAAUGAUGUGUCACCACAAGGACAAAAGCGAUCCAUCGACGAGGCUGGACAUGGAGCGGAUAUUGCAUCUGACUCUAUAGGUAAGCUCAAGCUCUUCGCACGUAAGCGAAACUCAUGCGCUGACUAUUUCGAACCAGACGCCAAGCGCCCCAGAGUGUGA